Molecule: messenger RNA, 683 nt
Organism: Hevea brasiliensis (rubber tree)
Lineage: Eukaryota; Viridiplantae; Streptophyta; Magnoliopsida; Malpighiales; Euphorbiaceae
Product: 14 kDa proline-rich protein DC2.15-like
Exons: 1
Coding region: 66-452 (128 amino acids)
Source: RefSeq, a predicted model, not a curated record
UAUAAACCUUAGUUAGCUAGCCUAGCUACUUCACUUCAAUACGAGCACCAUCUAAUACCCAAAUAAUGGCUUCCAACACUAGUGUUGCAAGCAUUGCUCUUCUUCUCUCCCUUAACUUUCUCUUCUUCACUUUGGUUAGCUCAACUCAUCCUAAUAAGGUCCCUUGUCCACCACCACCAGCAACACCUAAAGCCACUUGCCCAAAAGACACUCUAAAGCUAGGAGUAUGCGCUAACUUAUUAAACGAUUUGCUGCAUCUGGUAGUGGGAACCCCGCCAAAGAAACCAUGUUGCCCUCUCAUUCAAGGUCUUGCUGACCUUGAAGCCGCCGUUUGCCUUUGCACUGCCCUUAAGGCCAAUGUUUUGGGCAUCCAUCUUAAUGUGCCUAUCUCCUUAAGCUUGCUCUUGAAUUACUGUGGAAAGGGUGUUCCUGCAGGAUUCCAGUGCGCCUAAGCGUUUCUUGGUUUUCUUAAUUUAUUCCUUGUUGAUUUAAUUUGUUUUCAUGGCUUGUUUUGGAGUUUGAAUGCUUAUUUAUAUAUUUGGGUUUGAGGUGACAUCUCUGUCACCAUAUUUAAUUCUUCAGUCUUUUCGGCUAUGAACAAAACUAAUGUGUACCAUUCGAAAUGCAACAGAAUGUCUGUAUCCAUUUUAUUUAUGCUUUAACGGGGAUGUUUAUUUCUAGUA